GGAGAAAUUACGUAUCAGUUGCGCAUGGCGGCUUUCGCGUGUUGCGCGCUGUGUUUGUGCGGUGAAAAUCGAUAGUGUCCUUUCGCUGUGGUGCGCUACGGAUACGCCGUGCCUACAAAUAUAGGUAUGUGGGCCGCUGCUCUCGCUUCUGACUAUUUGUGACUCUUGCUGAAAGCGUGCUACUCGCAAUUAUUCGGCGACCCGGACCACUCGAGGAUACCGCGUGCCGGGAAUAAUGACCCGCUCGGCGGGACCUCGAGUCCUGAACGCACCGACGAGGCGCACCAACGCAUAGAAGUCGUCCCGUGAGCAUGGCAGCGUGCCCGGUGUCGGUGUGUGCCGACCGAACUGGAGGGUGCGAUGCUUGCGGCCAGAUGCUUCCUGCGCUGCACUGACCCGUGGCCAGCCGCCGCUCAGGCUGAACAGAACUGUGUACCUGACUUCAUCAGGGCAUCGUCCCUUGCCGUCCUCGACACGUUCGAGGAGACACGCUAGCAACGGGAACAGCCACAACAUCGUCUUCUCCAGUUGGCCUUGUCACUGCAGCAGCUUUGACAAGCAGCCAGCAUCGCUCUUGGGAAGACUGCGGGGAAGUCGUAGCCAAAGCCAUUAUGGUAGCCAUAAUAAGUGUCGAAAGAGCCAAGACAGGACUCUUUUGCAUACUAGUGCCAAAGAACACUACAAGACACACCGGGGCAUCAAGCUAAAAACAAGACAGAAAAGCGGGACAAGGACAGCAGAUAUUGAAGACCAGGUUUCGAAAUUCCACGGGCAGCCACUGCUGAGCGAAGGAAUGGACAACAUAUCACCAAGCAGCUUGUCACAGCGAAAUGGACUGGAGUCCCGGAAAGAUGAUUUCUGGGAGGCCCUCAGCUCCAACUACAACUACCUCAUGAAUGAUGAGCUCAUUGCCACAUGCAGGGAGGCAAGUGGGGAACUGGACCUGGAUGAAGAGGCACGAGUGUCUCCACCACGGGAGACACUUUCGUUUGCCGAGUUUGUCCGGCAGUUCAACUUGCUGCACGACUGGCUGCAUCAGCUGCAGUCGUCAUUGCUCGACUCGGCCUCGGACCACAGAGCAGAGGUGGCUGAGUUUGUUGGCGGUGAGCUGCGUCGUCGGCAGCCAUCACUGUCGCUCUUCUUGGAGGAAGCCGAGGGUCUGGCAGUGUUGCACCCGACACUCAAGGAGGAAGUGAACCGACGAGUGAACCUGCUGAGCAACAAGCGCGAGGCAGUCCAGCGAGCCCUGGAUCCUGACCGGGCUGCUGCAUUGGCUCCUGCUGUGGGGGAGGCCUUCCAAGAAGUGGCUCAGGAGAUGCGGCGCUUGAGACGUUGGCUCAAGGAGCUGGAGGCACAACUUCCUAGCCAGAUGGCAGUUUCUUCGACGUGGACACAGGCCGAGAUUCAAGAGAGAUUGUGCGCCCAGCAGGUUCUGCAGCAGCAGAUUGAGUCUCGCAGCGUGUUGGUCAAGUCCCUUCUGAGGCAGUGUGAGGCCCUGUGUGCAGCUGGCCCACCAUCCCAUGCGGCAGAGGAGGGAGAGAGCGCCACCUCGCUCCAGCCACUGUUCGCCAACGAUGCCCAGCGGAUCCGACGUGUCGCCGCGAACCUCGAGAAGCGUUGGCACGCCCUGUGGCUCCAUUCUCUAGAGUGGCAGUGCCUGCUCGAGCAGCUUCUGCAGGGUUCACGGGGUCUCUGGGAGACGGGCAGUGACUGCUACUUUGGUGAUGAGCCCAAGACCAAGCAGCCACGUUUGAGCUGUGAAUGGGACGGCGGCAGCAGCACAGCGAGUGACAGAACCAUGGAGAUCGGCAACAGCAGCAACUGUGACACCAAGGAAACCCACAGCGUCGAGAAUCAACCGAGCUCAGUCGUGGUGCCUGCAACUGUGCCCGUGCCACCCGUCAGACUCGAAAAGGGCGUCAUGGUCGGCCAGACAAGCAUCGCGGACCUCAAGUUGGCCUGCAAAGGGGGCCGGCGCUUUGAGGUGCUACACGACGUUGGGUAUUCGAGCGAGAGCUCCACACAGCUCUCCAGCGAGGACUGCAUCCGGAUCUAUAGCUACAGCCCAGAGCUGGCAGAAUCUGUUUUCCACGAGUAUCGGGAUGGCUUGGCUAGGAACUAUGUAGACGAACGUGGCACUGGCGGCAGUCCUGCUCUGUACAAGGCAGCAAAUGAGGAAGAGUACGAGGAAGGGGAGUACGAGGCGUCACCGCUGAUCCAGUCGAAUGCCUCGAAUGUCGACUUCUACAAGAUGACUCUUCUCGAAGACGCACAGUCCUCAGACCAUAACGGAGACGAUGUCGCCGCGGGCGCUCUGGGGCAGCUGGACGACGAGUUGAUGGAUUUUGCAGAGCUGGAACAGCUUGGUGGCGAUGCAAAGGCCUGUGCAGCAAGUGUCUGCAACGUCGACGGCAAGUCGGAGCGUGUCAGGCGCUGGCUUCAGAACUGUGAGUCAGCACCUCUGACUUCCGCUGAGGAAGAAGAGGAGGACCCGUCGGUGGCAGGAGUCACUGAGCGCCACGUGGACAGUUCGUGUGAUGCCAGCGGCGAGUACACAACGAACGACGAAUCCGAAGAACCCGGUGAGGAGUCUGAUGGAGCUGCCUCGUCUCGGCGUUCUUCUCGUGGCAGCAGUCAGGGCCUGGACACAUCACAGAGCAUGUCACUUCUUAGCAAAUCCGGCACUGGCUCUGUGGAGACUGUUGUUCAGGUUGGCUCGGCUCUCUCCGAAGGUGACGCAGCCGCGCCAAGGGUUGUCUUGCGCCAGGGCCUGCGCAAGAAACGCUCGCGUGAGCGUCCCUGGAGUGUGAUCGAGCUGGGUCCGUCUGGAGCUCUGCAGCUGUGCCCACACUCGACGUCCGAGACUGCUCUCAACUUGCUCUCAUCUUCAUCGACCGUAAAGGCACAGAGCCGGCCACGCACAAGCUCGGUUGGUGUUCAGAAAGACCCCUCGUCGCCUGACCGCCGACUGCAAAGGUCUCGUGGCCUGCGGGGAUUGCGCUCUGGCUCGAGCUCCGAGGCCCUGUCAGGCUCUUCGUCGGCUCACAAGCGGCAGAAAAGUGGUGACGAUGGUGAACGCCGCCCAAGACGCGCCUCCACCCUUUCUUCAACAGGCACCACCGGCUCUCUGCAGAACGCGUCUUCAUCUUCCGGCACAGAGAACUACCAGGACUGCCUUCCAUACAGCAGCGCCAAGAGCCACCUGUUCUCACGAGCACCCACCUUGGCCCACGUAGAGGAGCAGAGCUCAGUCUCGGACCAGGUGUGGGACGAUUACCAGGACCCACCAUACUUCAGUGAGCCCUACUCUGAGCAGACUGCCGACGAGGACCAGAUGAAGAAGCUGCUGGACUUUGGAGACGACUACUGGGCCUUCAUUGGGAGCCCAUCCGAUACUUCCUCGCUCAGUGGCCAGCCUAGAGACCUGCCCAGACGAUCCCCUCACAAGGGCCGCCCGGCCACAAAGCCGGGAGGCAUUACAGAGUUUGACUCGGACUCGGACAUAGAAGACCUGCACCACCUGUUGGGCCAGAGCACUCGCGCUUACACCUUCAUCCGCAGCAGCCUGCAGAAGAUUGCCGCUUGCAGCAAGGAGUCUCCUCGGGGGCCUCGGGAAAAAAUGUCACCACCCAAGUUUGCGGAGCUGGUGGCCACCUGCCAGACCAACCUGCACUGGUUGAAGAUGAUCCGCAUACACCUCCACAAUGGAGAAGAUUCUCCACAGCUGCAAAAGCUCAUCAGCCGGUGGGAGGCCCUGGUGAGGGAACUGCAGGAAAGCGACCGCGAUGAGAGAGACGCGGCGCCGAGCCAGGCCGACGUGCUGCACAGCAUCGAGGCGCUGCGCGAGGAGCUGAGCCACGUGACUGCGCUCGUCAGCCGCCCUCACCCAAUGGCCGCCGAGGGAUUCCAGGCAGUGGAACGGAGGGCGCAGGAACUCAAGGUGGCACUGGCUUCACUGCAUGACAUCCGUGACUCCCUGCUGGAUGUAAAGGUGAAAGCCCACCGUCUUGGUGCUAGCAGAGAAGAGUUGACCAUUGGGAAGCACAUCCAGGCUCUGUACCGCCAGUGGGAUGACGCCUACGAACAGAGUGGCACAAAGCUGACUGAACUGCAAAAGAUGCAGAGUGAGGAGAUGCCGUCACAAUGCCCACCUGCUGCAAAGACAUUGUUGGAGAGCAAAGCAGAAGAUCCGUGUUCAUUGGAGAAGCCUUCAAUAAGUGGGAAAGUUGGCAGAGUGACAGAGCAGUCCCGCAGCCAGAUGGUAACAAAUGGCACGUUGUCAUCACGGGCUCUGUCGGGAGACUCCACGGGGGCUGGCAGCCGGCGAAGGCGUCUCUGGCGGGUGCUCAAAGCUGCACUGCCCGUCCAGGUGGCAUUGGUGCUGCUCUACUGCGUUGCCUGCCUCCUGGAACCGCACUGCUGUGACCUGCUCAACAACUUUCACUCACCAUUUGGACCACAGCUCAGAUAUACACAUGGACCGCCACCUAUUUAAGUGACCAUGGUGCAGCCCUGCUGCACAAUUUGACACAUCUGUUUGCUUUGAAUCAGCCCCAUGGUGCGAUGAGGUCCCAGACGAGAAGCCUCUUGACUGGCCGAAGUGAUCCAUGAUUGCAUGCCCAUCCAGCUAGGCAGAACAUCCCUCUCAGCACACUGCAUUGAAUGCUCAAGCAGAGGAGGAGCCCACAAGAAAACAACAACAAAAAACACUGCCACAAACCUCAAAAAGCAACGAGCAGCAUCAUUUCACUCGGGACAUCACUUUUGACUCAUCGCGCUCUCAUGUUGAUGUGUGUGUAGGUUUUCUAUCUGACAUCUCCUUGUUUGUGGUGUGUAUCUGCCAUGCUUUUUCUCCAUUAUUGCACAGUGAGAUGGCACACCAACAUUUCUCGCGUGCAUUUUCUUAGGGUUAUCUCAACAUGCAUUGUUAUUGUGCUUUGCACACACAAGACAUGCCAGUAUGAAAAGCCUCAUUGUAAGAAAUUCGAAGGCAUGGGACUAUCAAUUACAAGUGCAACACACUUACUCUAUAAAAGGAAGAGUGCCUCGAUUUUCAAAGGUGUUCAGUUGAAAUUCAUUUGCUUUGGUUAAAGAAAGUUUGCAGUUUCAUCAUUAUUUAUUCUUUCAACUUGUGGGGACACGUUACUGUUACAAGAUGAAAACAUAAGCAUGUUAAUAGCUGCUGAAAUAGAUGUUUCGUGCUUCUUGUAGUUGCAAAUUACUGUUACUUGCAUAUGCAAAAAUGAAGCACUCCAUUUUGAUAAGCAGAUAUUCCAAAAGUUCACAGUGCACUGUUCAUGUGCUUUCCACAAUAAUCAUGUUUCAUCUGGUAGAAGAACACAAUGACAAUGCCUUUGUCAGUAAACGCGCGACCAGGAAGCAUUUGCAUGUUUUUACUUUCUUUAAUAUGUCACGACAUAUUUUGUCUUAGCUCGUACAUAUUGGGGUUGUGUUCAGUGUGUUUAUUAUUGUUUUUGAUUUCAAGUUUUUGACUGUAUGGUUUCCUGCUGCUAAUCUCUAAUGCAGUUGUCUCCUCUUGUCAAAAAGAAACAAUUACAGCAACUAUGAAAGGUGGUGGCAGCUACAGCACAGUGCAGUUGCCGAGUUCCAGAUCAGUUGUAGUUUAAAUCACAAGGUAAAAAAGGGACUCAGCUUCUUCAUUAUUAAUGUCACAAGGAUACAGACACUUAAAUAGCUCAUUUUACUGCAUCUUUCGUUGUCCUUCCUGAUGGAUUUUUUCACAAUGGCCAUCCUUCAUCAAGUUGACAAACUUCCAGUCAUCAAAAUAAUGGCUGUACCAGUCAUAUUUUAUGAAAGUAGAGCACUAAUUACAAUACUUGCUUGGAAGCAGUACCAUUAAAAAGAAAAAAAAAAGCUCUUGGAGUAGUUAUGGUAGUGAAAACUUGUGAAGCGUAGCUGUCAUUUGUAACACCACUCACAAAGCUUCUUCUGUUUCAGAUUGUCACCCUGUGGAAUAGAUUGCACAUGAUAGGACAUGGCUUGCUCUUUAAGAGAAAGAGCUUUUGAAACUUGGCCAUUUUCAACGUACUCGUUAUGCCAGUGACUUCCAUUGUAGUAGGCAACCUUUCUUUCUCUUACCCUAUUUUUAAAGAUAUAUAAUACACACACACACACACCUUUCUUUUCCCAUGAGACAGGGGCCAAAUCAAGUUUUGAACAUGUAUUGCAUGCAGGUUUUUUUAUGUUGGUGAACAUGUUAAGUGCUUAGUUUGUUGUCCUUGUCUUGUUCUGCAGCAUUAAGUGCAAAGUGUUUUGUAUGCUAACUUGGUGUGGAAGAGAGAGCUUACAUGGCAUGCGUUUUUCUUUCUUUCACGCGGUGCAUUGUGUUCUUUAAUGCAUGUUAUUGUUUAGCCGUUGCUGUUUUUGUAGAUUUUUCAUUAUUCUCUGGACUCUCAAUCAGAGCAUCUUGCGAGAAAUCAUACCGAGGUCUGAAACACUGAUUCUCACACCUUCUUUCUGACAUUCUAGCUUCAUUGUCUACAGUUUGAGACAGUGUGGUCAAAGAUAAAUCGCACUGGGAACUGAAAGCUUUCCUAGUGAGGUUUGGUGUUUGCAUAACAGUUGCAAUUGGCAGAUUUCCCCUUGUAUCACUGUAGAACAUCGUAGCUGUGAAGUCUGUGAGCAUCAUUUGUUGACACUUGAUUUUAUUAAUGUGCCAUUCUGGGCCCUUUACAAGUUUUUAUAAUUUGAAAUCCAGUUGCAACAAGUCAGGCAUGUAAAAGCAAGGUUUAGUUUGUUAGCACACCACAUUGCGUCAGAGCGUGAUAGUACGUACCAUUGAACCGUUUCUAAAAUGCUGCGUGUUACAAUGCGCUGCUUGAAAAAAAUCAUGAAAAAUGUUUAAAAAAAGGAACAUAAGUGAACAGGCUAGUUUUAGAAGUCGCAAGAAACUGUGUUCAGCCAUCCAAGGGUGGCAUCAUGCAGCUUGUAACCAUCAUAAAAAAAGUAUAGCUCAAUUUUUUUUUACAAAUAUACUUAAGUACCUUGAGAGAAGUGUAUUGUGCCUUAUUCCCACCACACGAACCAUGUUUUUUAAAAAGAUUGCACUGUUGGCAUCUGGGUGAGUUAUCUUAACGUUGCAUCUCAGUGCAUUCAGUCUGUGUUGCGAAAUUCGUUUCUUCAUUUUUGGCAUGGAUCUGCUUGAGGAAGUGGCUUGGAAAGAUAGGUAGGCCACAAUUGCCUUGAUGCUGUGAUUUCUGUGGCUUAUUUGUAGCUGUAGAGGAAAUAUUUUUCUACUAAAUAGUACACACGCAACGCCUGUGCUGUCUGUAUUGGGGAUGUCUCUGAAAAUGGAUGACAUGUUUACCUCUUCCCAUCCUGUUAACAUUGUGACUCUUGGAGAGGAAAAAAAAAACAGUUUAUCAAUACUAUUUCCUAUAGAGCUUGUUAAUAUUUUUUUAAAGUCGUGCAAACGGCCACAUCUUUGUUAUUCCGUUGUUGCAAACUAUAGCCCACCUUCUCACUGGGAAUGAUUUUUUUUUAGAUGUUUCUGUUAGAGCAUUUUUAUUAUUUCUCUCUAUUUGAUGAUGUGGUCAAGCACCCUUUUUUUGUUGAAGAUUAUCAGUUUUAAGUAAAAACAACUCACGGUGGCAGAUUAACUUUGUUUUUUUACUGUAAUAUUUAUUAUAAAGCACAACUUCAUGCUGCCUUGAGUCACGAUUUCGGUAAGUGCAAAACGUCAAUGCAAGAUCAUUGCAAAGGCAGGAAUGCGUUCGCACUAUCUAGUCAGAGCAAAAAAAAAUAUAAUUAUCCCCAUUUGUUUUGUUUUUUUCUCAAUGAAACAGGCCUAUUUACAACCAAAAUAAAAGAUACAUAUAAUGCACUUGAGAAGCAAGAACUCUCAAUGCUUCCAGUGUUCCUGAAGCAGUUUGCAAAGACCAAGUAGAUUUGUAUGCACGUGCUACACUAUGUAUGACUUCACUAGUGGCCUUUUUAGAUGUGUGGAAUAAAGUGAACAUUACUGUC
Messenger RNA from Rhipicephalus sanguineus (brown dog tick), 7986 nucleotides. RefSeq lists its product as uncharacterized. Gene Ontology annotation, cellular component: membrane. The record is from RefSeq and is a predicted model, not a curated record. The transcript has 23 exons. Lineage: Eukaryota; Metazoa; Arthropoda; Arachnida; Ixodida; Ixodidae. Bases 794 to 4495 code for a protein of 1233 amino acids.